This is a messenger RNA of Acanthaster planci (crown-of-thorns starfish), 1598 nucleotides long. RefSeq names its product pyruvate dehydrogenase complex component X (gene pdhx). Gene Ontology annotation, biological process: pyruvate decarboxylation to acetyl-CoA. Gene Ontology annotation, cellular component: mitochondrion; pyruvate dehydrogenase complex. The record is from RefSeq and is a predicted model, not a curated record. Gene Ontology annotation, molecular function: acyltransferase activity. NCBI's taxonomy places the organism in Eukaryota, Metazoa, Echinodermata, Asteroidea, Valvatida, Acanthasteridae.
UGGCGGCCUCCAUUGGAUUUACCGCAUCGCGACGAUGGUUUUUCAAAUCCAUGCCGCCUUUGAUUCAGCUCAGAAAACCUUUCCCAAGACGGUGCAAUGUGCGAAACAUCACCAGAAGCAAUUUUCUUGCAGGAGUGGAAGGAACUAAACUCCUGAUGCCUGCUCUCUCACCAACAAUGGAGGAAGGGACGAUUCUCAAAUGGCUCAAACGAGAAGGUGAUGUAAUAGCAGCCGGGGACGCCCUGUGCGAGAUUGAGACAGACAAGGCCACUCUGACGUUGGAUGCAGACGACGAUGGAGUGCUUGCCAAGAUUCUGGUUCCUGAAGGCACGUCUGGGGUGAAGAUCAGCUCCUUGAUUGCCCUUCUCGUCGCAGAGGGGGAGGAUUACAAGGCUGUUGAAAUGCCAGCAGACGCCGAUGCUGGUCCACCACCAGGAGACGCGACAGUAUCGGAGGGACAGAUCCAUGGGGUGUCUGACACGGUGCAGUUUUCCAGCAUGAGACACGCUGUGGGAAAAGACAGUGGUGUGUUAUCUCCCGCCGUACGACAGCUCCUCGACACACAUCAACUCAGCGCCGGAGACAUCCUACCCAGCGGGCCCCACGGACGAUUGCUCAAGGGUGAUGUUCUUCAGUACAUUCAAGAAGGUGGAGCCAAGAAAUCCCCCUCCGUUGAAGCCAAAGUGCCAGAACCCACGCCGCAAGCUCAGACAGCAACCCCUGCACCGAAAUUUGUGCCGCCUGCAACGGAGCUCCAACAACAGGCCACCUAUACAGAUAUUGAACUGACCAACAUCAGGAAAGUGAUCGCCAAGAGGUUGACAGAAUCCAAGAGGACUAUACCCCACAGCUAUGCCAGUACCGAGUGCAACAUGGAUCAUGUCAUGAAAAUCAGGAAAGAUCUGCAGCAGGAAGGCAUCAAGGUAUCUGUCAAUGACUUCAUUAUCAAGGCCGCUGCUGUGGCACUCAAGGAACUGCCAGAUGUCAAUGCCUCCUGGUCGGGGAAAGAACCUCAGCGGCUGCCGGAUAUUGACAUAUCAGUUGCCGUUGCAACCGACAAAGGACUCAUCACCCCUAUUGUCAAGAACGCUAUCGGGAAAGGUCUGGUGGAAAUCUCGGAGAACGUGAAGGACUUAGCAGCUAGGGCAAGAGAAGGCAAACUACAGCUCCAUGAGUUCCAAGGCGGAUCAUUCAGUAUUUCCAAUCUGGGUAUGUUCGGCAUCAGCAAAUUCACCGCCGUCAUCAACCCGCCCCAGGCCUGCAUCCUGGCAGUGGGCACGGCCCGGAUGACCCUCAGCAAAUCCCUGAAGCCACAGGCCAUGACCACCGUCAUGCUGUCCAGCGACGGCCGGGUAGUGGAUGACGCCUUGGCGGCCACGUUCCUGCGGUCCUUCAAGAAGAACCUCGAGAACCCUCUCCGAUUGGGAAUUUUAUGAUUUGAUAUUAAAGAAGAGAGUUUUAAAAUUUCUGCAUUGCAUAGGAAAAGAACAAUUGUAAACUGGACUUUAAAAACUAGAGGAAAAUGUUUUAACCACUCCCUGCCGGGUGACCCGUUUUCGAGUACAUAGGCUUCAUAUGCAGAGCCGGGGAGCCCGGAA